UAGACAGGGAGCUUAAGCCAGGCCCCAGCCAGCAGGCAGACCUGCUGGCCUGUCUCUUUAAAUCUCAGGUAAUUUGGGAGGAGGAAGGGAGUGUCUGCUCACUCCCAGGAGGAGCUCCUGACGGAGGAGCCCAGUGGCGGGAGUCCCAGCUCUGCCAAGUGGAACAAACUCGGAGGCCUCUCAGUCUGGAGGGUGCACCUCAGGGAGACUCCUCCAGAGUCAAGAAGGCCAGAGACGGGACCUCUACGGGCAGAGGGCUGGCCGGCCCCAGGGGCUGCUGAUGUGGCCCCAGGGCUGAGUCCAGCCGGGGUCUGGCCUUGGCCCCAGCCCCCCAAGGAGCCGGUCCUACACUCCAUGGGGUUGUCGUUGCCCAAGAAGAAGGGGCUCGCUCUCUGCCCAUGGAGAAGGCUCUGUAAGUGGAUGCAGCGACGAGAGUCAUGCACUCAGAGCCGAGAUGAGCAGAAUCUGCUGCAGCAGAAGAGGAUCUGGGAGUUCCCACUCCUCCGAGCUGCCAGAGAGAAUGACGUCCAGACUCUCAACAAGCUGCUCAAGAGUGAGGCCUGUGAUGUGCACCAGAAAGGAGCCCUGGGGGACACAGCCCUGCACAUAGCCGCUCUUUAUGACAACCUGGAGGCCGCCAUGGUGCUGAUGGAGGCCGCGCCGGAGCUGGUCAAGGAGCCCAUGACAUCUGAGCUGUAUGAAGGUCAGACGGCACUGCACAUAGCCAUCAUGAACCAGAACAUGAACUUGGUGAGAGCCCUGCUUGCCCAUGGGGCCAGCGUGUCUGCAAGAGCUCUAGGCUCAGCUUUCCGCCUCAGUCCCCGCAACCUCAUCUACUUUGGGGAGCACCCUUUGUCCUUUGCUGCCUGCAUGGGCAGCGAGGAGAUCGUGAGGCUGCUCAUCGAGCACGGAGCUGACAUCCGGGCCCAGGACUCCCUGGGAAACACAGUGCUGCACAUCCUUGUCCUCCAGCCCAACAAAACCUUUGCCUGCCAGAUGUACAACCUGCUGCUGUCCUACGACAGGCGUGGGGACCGCCUGCAGUCCCUGGAGCUCGUGCCCAAUCACCAGGGCCUCACCCCCUUCAAGCUGGCCGGAGUGGAGGGCAACACUGUGAUGUUCCAGCACCUGAUGCAGAAGUGGAAGCACAUCCAGUGGACGUGUGGGCCGCUGACCUCCACCCUCUACGACCUCACGGAGAUCGACUCCCAGGGGGAGGAGCCAUCCCUGCUGGAACUGAUCGUCACCUCCAAGAAGCGGGAGGCUCGCCAGAUCCUGGACCAGACGCCAGUGAAGGAGCUGGUGAGCCUCAAGUGGAAGCGACACGGGCGGCCGUACUUCUGUAUGCUGGGCGCCAUCUACCUGCUCUACAUCGUCUGCUUCACCAUGUGCUGUGUCUACCGCCCCCUCAAGCCCAGGACCAGCAACCAAACCAGCCCCCGAGACAACACCCUCCUCCAGCAGAAGCUGCUUGAGGAGGCCUACGUGACCCCCCAGGAUCACCUCCGACUGGUGGGGGAGCUGGUGUCUGUCUUUGGAGCUGUGAUCAUCCUGCUCUUAGAGAUUCCAGACAUCCUCCGGGUAGGAGUCACCCGCUUCUUUGGACAGACCAUCAUCGGAGGGCCAUUCCAUGUGCUCUUCAUCACCUACGCCUGCACGGUGCUGAUGAUCAUGGUGAUGCGGCUCACCAGCACCAGCGGGGAGGUGGUGCCCAUGUCCUUUGCGCUGGUGCUGGGCUGGUGCAACGUCAUGUACUUUGCCCGAGGAUUCCAGAUGCUGGGCCCCUUCACCAUCAUGAUCCAGAAGAUGAUUUUUGGUGAUCUGAUGCGAUUCUGCUGGCUCAUGGCUGUGGUCAUCCUGGGCUUUGCCUCAGCCUUCUUCGUCAUCUUCCAGGCAGAGGACCCCAACGACCUGGGCCAUUUCUACAACUACCCCAUGGCGCUGUUCAGCACCUUUGAGCUGUUCCUCACCAUCAUCGAUGGCCCUGCCAACUAUGACGUGGACCUGCCCUUCAUGUACGGCAUCACUUACGCCGCCUUUGCCAUCAUUGCCGCUCUGCUCAUGCUCAACCUCCUUAUUGCCAUGAUGGGCGACACCCACUGGCGGGUGGCCCACGAACGCGAUGAGCUCUGGAGGGCCCAGGUGGUGGCCACCACAGUGAUGCUGGAACGGAAGCUACCUCGCUGCCUGUGGCCUCGCUCUGGGAUCUGUGGGUGCAAGUUUGGGCUGGGAGAUCGCUGGUUCUUGCGGGUGGAGGACAGACAGGAGUUCAACCGGCAGCGCAUCCAGCGCUACGCGCAUGCCUUCUACAACCCAGGCUCCGAGGAUGACUUGGACAAAGACUUGGAAAAGACAGAAAAAACGUGGCUAGGCCACCCCUUUGGCCCCCACCUGUCCCUUCCUACCCCCUCAGUGUCUCGAAGUACCUCCCGCAGCAGCACCAACUGGGAGAGGCUUCGGCAGGAGACUCUGAGGGGGGUGGUCAACAAGGCUCUGGAAGACGGGGAGGGCUGGGAGUACCAGAUCUGAGUGCCUCCUCUCACAUCGGCUCCUGAGAGCAUCAGGAAAAAAAAAAAAUUGCCUAGACCUCUACCCCCUUGACCUGGAAGAUUA
Camelus dromedarius (Arabian camel) is the source of this 2613-nucleotide messenger RNA. RefSeq names its product transient receptor potential cation channel subfamily V member 6 (gene TRPV6). Gene Ontology annotation, biological process: calcium ion import across plasma membrane. The coding region runs from base 355 to 2529 and encodes 724 amino acids. Gene Ontology annotation, cellular component: plasma membrane. NCBI's taxonomy places the organism in Eukaryota, Metazoa, Chordata, Mammalia, Artiodactyla, Camelidae. Gene Ontology annotation, molecular function: calcium channel activity; protein binding. The record is from RefSeq and is a predicted model, not a curated record. The transcript is spliced from 15 exons.